Messenger RNA from Somion occarium, 2037 nucleotides. The record is from the annotation of a GenBank genome assembly. NCBI's taxonomy places the organism in Eukaryota, Fungi, Basidiomycota, Agaricomycetes, Polyporales, Cerrenaceae.
GGCACGGAUGUGUCUUAAGCAAAGCCCUUAGCCGUUAACCUAUUCGUUGGGAAUUUCACUUGACGGUUGAAAGGCAACAUGAAGAACGUAAUUACUCGUGAUUCCGAUGCGCUCGCGAUGACGACUCGGAGUCGAUUACAUAUCAACCAACUGCCUGAAGAGCUGCUCCGGGGCGUCUUCUUGCGCCAUGUAUCCCGGUGCCGCGGUGGAUGGUCCAAGUUUCGGUCAAAUAAUAAACGAAAGCCCUACCAUUGGCUUCGUAUCACGUUUGUUUGCCGACACUGGCGGAUAACAGCACUGGAGAUGCCAGUGAUAUGGACGCAUAUUGUUACGACGCAUCCAGUCGAGUGUAUUCAAACAAUGUUGGAACGCUCUCGGCCUCUACCCAUCACCGUAAAUCCUUCCUUGUCCGACCUGUCAGAUCGGGCUACUCGAGAAAUGUCAUUCACGGUGGCAAGGCUGAUAUUGGAAGAAUUAUACAGAAUUCAAGACCUGGAGUUCGAGUUUCGUGAGGCUGAUAUCAUUGAAGUAUUUAAUAACCGACCACCAUCACAACUCAUCCUCAAGAGGCUAAAUCUCUCUUGUGACCUAUCACCUCAUCGGCUUUCUCAGCCUUCUUUCGAGUCCCUGCGCCAUUCUUCACAUUUAACACACCUCACCCUGAACAUCACCAGCUGGGAUCAAGCCAAAUUAUUAUUCUGUCCCACUAUGCAAGUUCUCGAUCUCACCUUGGCCGACUACGUUGCAGCGCCGCGUAUGUUGGAGGCAUUGAAUUUGAUGCCCUUCUUAACUCAGUUCAAGAUUGAUCACGAAGGUGCUAUGCCGAACGUGAUAGAAGCACUAUCGGAGACAAGGUCAAUUGUGUAUCUUCCAAGAUUGGAAUGUUACGACUUUACCGGAAUGAUCGAGGAUUGCAAUUGGUUGCUCAACCAUCUGUCCUUCCCACCUUCGGCACGGAUUUAUGUGGACGUCGCGCCGUAUUCCACCCAAACCGCUACUGCGACGGAAGGACUCACAUCCUCCAUCGCCUCCAAACUCUAUCCUUCUCGAUCAAACUCGCAUACCAAUAAUGAAUUGCCAUUGUUGACAUUUGCUAUCGAGCAAAGCGUUAUAGUGCCUUGUGUCGAAAUACUUGGUUGGAGAAGCGUCCACACGGAAGGCGUCUUUCUCGAUCAAGAGCUACGAACGCGAUCCUCCUUUCACGAACCCACCGUAGGACUUCACAUCGAUACAGAGCGGACAUCUCAUGAAUUCCUACUGGAAAUGAUGCGACGCUACUUCACCUUGAAUGAAGUUCGUUCCCUAUCCAUUCAUCGCUUAUCGUCCCUUGAGAUACGCCCGUUCCUUCCCUUGGCUCUCAACUUCAUCCGCUCCACGCCGUUGGUCCAUACUCUAGCCGUAUACGAAUGGACUUUUGAUGAUUUAUCAGCAUUUCUUCUGCAUGAAGAUCAGAAUGGCGACAGCGAGGAUAAUCUGAUAUCAGAAGCGUCGAGGACGUUGCGCCCAUUUAUUCUUCCCUCCCUGCAUACCCUGGUCGUUGAACAUCCCAAUUACCAUUGGGGGGGCAGCGAAGAGACCGGAGGUGACCUACUAUUACACGAAGCGCUUAAGAAGCGUGAACCUUCCUAUGGAUGCCUCAAGAGGCUUGUUGUAGAAUCCAACGAUGACUCCUGCUAAGAGUCAGCUGAUGACCAGUGAUCGCUUUCUCUGAUCAACACCACAAACGCGCCGAAAAAUAGACGUUGGUGUUGAGAUGGUUAGAGGCGAAAUCACUGGUUGAAUGGGUGCUGCACCGGGGGUCCUAUCCCUUGAUCGACUUCCUGCAGCAUACUGUGCCGUGGUAUUCAAGGGAAUGCUGCAGACGUCAAACCUUAGCAGCUCCAAGAAGAAUGUAGAGUAUCUAUUUAAACACAGGUUUGUAACCUCAAAGUACCGAGCGAGGUUGUUGUAUCGUGGAUCUGCAAUACUGCUUUGCUGUUAUCUUGAAACAGAAGGCAUUGAACGAAUGGCCGAUCGGUGCCGGUGUGUAAACCAAUU